AUGCCGUUCGGCACCUUCGUGAAAGACGACAAUCCCGUCGUCGCCACGUCGCUGGACUCGUACCUUGACAACCCAGACAGCCUGAGCUGGAAAGACCGCGCGUCGCUGCUGCCGAAGACGGACGAGUACCCAGGCUGGGAUGGCAAUCCGUCGAAGCUGUUGAAGUACUUGCAGACGAUGGACGUGUUCAUUCGCGUCAACCAGAUCCCCGAGAGGAUCCUCCUCGCGAAGUUCCGCUCAAAGCUGUCCGGCGAAGCCGAGCAGUUCUACAGCCUCCGAGUUGGCGAACCCCCCAUGCCCAACUCGUGGGAGGAGUGGAAAGACGCCUUCCGCGAGCGCUUCCUCGGCCGGAACUGGCAGCGAGAGAUGCAGGAGAAGUACCGCGCGAUGCAGUACACGGGCGAAGACCCCAACAGCUGGCUCGAGAAGUUCAUCAAUGCCAUCCGUUCCGUCCAGCCCAAUGCUUCGGGCGACGAGAUCCAGCAAGCCGUCCAGCUUCGCAUUCCCCAGCAGAUGGCGAUGAAUCUUGAAGCCCUCCGAGGCCGCCAAGGGUCCGUCUCCCUGACGCAGUUCAUGCGGAACUUUGAGGAGAUGGCGACCCUGCAAUUCCCGCAUGGCUUCAGGCGUAGCAACCCGUCUCGCAACCCGACGACCUCGGACUCCUCCUCGAACCGUCCGCGUCCCUCGGACCCUCGAAGGACCGUGCCCAGCUCUGGUGCCGCACGUCCCGCUCAGUCCGCCCCCGCAAGUCGUCCCGCUCAGGCCUCCGCAGGCGGAUCCGGACCAACUCCUCGCCGAUGUUACAUCUGCCAGUCGACGAGCCACAUCUCCACCUCGUGCCCUCAGAGGCCCGCGGUAGCAGCGUUGGCGGAUGGCGAAGAUGAGCAAGUAGCUGAGGAGAGCGAAGAAGCGGCGCCUGAGGAAGCGCAGUGGGAGUCGUCUGAUGAGGGCGAAGUCAACCACGACUUCAACAUCGAAGCGCUCUCCUCCGACUCCUACUACUGGCUUGAGAACUCGCCGGAGCGGCUUGAACGCUUUGGCUGGCUUGACUUGGCGUGUCGACCACCCACGGACUCGCUCAGCGCACCCGAAGCCGUCGCCCACCCUCUCGACUACGUCCUCGCCCUCGACGCUCCUCUCGGCUUCCGAGCGCUCGACACGGCGGUUCUGUCAAUCGGGCAAGGAGUCGAAGCUGCGACGGACGAGCUGGCAACCUCAGGCGCACCGGUGCUUGUCUCGACGAAGCAGGCCCUCCGACUCUCCUCGUCGGUCCAAACCUCGGACGCUCCGAUGCGAACGAAGGCAGUGAGGGCUGGACAUGCCCACACCACGGCGCUCUCGCUCACCACUCGCGUGUUGAUCAACGGCAACCCCGUCACAAUCUUCCUCGAUACCGGCGCCGGACCCUCCGUCGCCGACGCCCGCGCUCUCGACCAAGUCGACGUCGGCUGGCGGACAAGGCUGCAGCCUAUGCCUCACAAGACGUCGUUCACGGCGUUCGGCAGCAAGCUGAGCCCGCUCGGCGUCGUCAAAACAGCCCUCGUCUUCCCUCACCCGGCAGGCAACUUGCGCCUGAGCAUUGAGUUUGCCGUUAUCGAGACGGACGUCGCGCCCGUCCCGUUCAUCUUUGGCAUGGAUUGGAUGCUCGCUUACGGCGUCAACGUCAUGCUCGAGCACGGCCCGUACUUCACGAUCGGAAGAGCGAAGCAACGCUUCGCCAUCGCUACGAAGACCGGCUUUGCGCUCCCUUACGUCGACCCAGACGAGCUUGAGGCUUGCUCAAACCGCGCCACUGUCGCAGCCGUCACCGCAGGACGGCCCACGACGGAGCCAACGGAGUUCGAAAAGGCGCUCGCCCUCGUGAAGGUCAAUCCGGAGCUCAAGCCAGAGCAGCUCGACCUCGACAACCUUCCUCCGCGCAUCAAGCAGAACGCUUACCCAGCUUCGCCCCGCGCUCGCGAGGCAAUGAAGAACUGCGUUAACGAGUUCCUCGAGCUCGGCAUCAUCCGCGAGUCCAAGAGCCAGUUCGCUGCGCCUGCGCUCAUUGUCUUCCGUGGCGAAAAGGCUCGGCUCGUCGUCAACUACAAGGUGCUGAACUCGGUGACGACACCCGACGCGUACCCUAUGCCUCGAAUCGACCAGUCCCUGUACAGUCUGAAGGACUCGCUCUUCUUCUCGUCGAUGGACGCUAACAAGGGCUUCCACCAGAUCCCAAUGAACCCGGCUCACACCGACCGCACCGCUUUCUCGACUCCCUUUGGGCAGUACGAGUACCUGCGGAUGCCCAUGGGCCUUCGCAACGCGCCGGCCGAGUUCCAACGACGAAUGGACAAGCACUUCCACGACGAGCUGAGAGAAGGCUGGAUGAACGUCUAUAUCGACGACCUCCUAGCGCACUCUCACACGUUCGAGGAACACCUCGCCCACCUCGAGCGCAUGCUCGCUAUCCUCGAUGCGCACGGCUGGACGAUGUCGCCCGCGAAAUGCUUCCUCGGAUUCUCCCAGAUCCGCCAACUCGGCCACCGCGUCUCCGGCGUCCUCCUCGGCAUCGACGACAACAAGAUUGUCGCCGUCAAGACGUGGCCCGCGCCGACAACGGUCAAGGAGCUGCAGGUCUGGCUUGGCUUCACGGGUUACUUCCGUAAGUUCAUCCCCAACUACGGCGCCAUCACCCGCCCGCUCACGCGACUUCUCGGGAAGGACACGCCGUGGCAAUGGACGAAGGAAUGCCAGGAGGCGUUCGAGAAGCUCAAGGAUCUCCUUCUGAACGCCCCGGUCCUUGGUCAGCCAGACUAUCACCUUCCUUUCGAGCUCUCGACUGACGCUUCCGUCCGCGGUCUCGGCGGAUGCCUCGAGCAAAUUCAGCAACUUGACGGCGCUCCGCGCAAGGUUGUCAUCUGCUUCAUCAGCCGCCAGCUCAACGCAGCGGAAGAGAAGUACUCGAUACCGCAGCUUGAGUGUCUCGCCGUCGUCUGGGCGCUGGAGAAGCUUCACGUCUUCCUCGACGGCGUGAACUUCACCGUGUGGACGGACGCGGGCGCGAUGAAGACGCUUAUGGACAUGCAGAGCCCGUCGCGGCACAUGCUGCGCUGGCAACUCGCGGUGCAGGAGUACCGCAACUUCAUGAAGAUCCGUCACCGCGCCGGCAAAGCGAACGGCGCCGCAGACGGACUCUCUCGCUGUCCCUUGCCGAACGACGAGUCGAACCCGGCAGCGGAUCUCUCGACCGAGCCCGAACUUCGCGUCCAAGCGCUCUCGUUCGCGAUGCUCGACGACUCGUUCUUUGACGCAAUCCGCCAGAGCUACGCUGCCGACAAGGAUUUCAGCAAGAUCCACCUCGCCUUGCGUGAGUACGAGAAGGACCACAAAGCGCUCAUCGCUUCUCUUCCCUCGAAGCUGAAGGCUGACUUCGAGGCCGGCAGGUUCCUCCUCCUCGACGACCUCGUCUAUCGUCGGAAAGGCUCGCGCACGUCGCUCGUUGUCCUUGACAAGGACGUCCGCACGUCCGCGCUCAGCGCGUGUCACGACGAGGUCACGAGCGGCCACUUCUCCCUCGAGAAGACCUAUGCCCGCUUGCAGCCGCUCGUCUGGUGGCCCGGGAUGUACGACGACACGCUCGACUACUGCAAAAGCUGCGACUCCUGCCAGCGCGCGAACCACGCGACUGGGAAGCCGUACGGAUUGGCGCAGACGAUCAAGGAGCCGACGAAGCCCUGGGACAUUAUCAACAUGGACUUCGUCGGACCGUUCUCCAAGGGCGGGAACGCCCAGUACGACGCUGUUCUCGUUGUAACUGACCGCUACUCUCGCCGCUGCCGUCUCAUCCCUACCUUCACGGACGCCGACGCUCGCCAGACCGCCGCGCUCUUCUACACUUACGUGCUCAACGACGUGGGUGUUCCUCUCGGCAUCAUCUCGGACCGCGACAAGCUGUUCACCAGCGAGUUCUGGAGAUGCCUCGCCCAGCUGUGUGGCUACAAACUCCAGCUCUCGACCUCCUACCAUCCGCAAACCGAUGGCCUGGCCGAACGCUACGUCCGCACGCUCGAAGACUCCUUGCGACGCUUCGUCGCGUUCGAACCCGUCUGGACAGACGAGAGCGGAUUCUCGCACGACUGGACUGAGCUCCUUCCCGGGCUCGAGUUCGCGAUCAAUUCGUCGAGACACGCCACGCUCGGCAAGAGCCCCUUCGAGGUCGAGCGAGGCUACAUUCCCCGUUCGAUCUACAUGCUCAUGAAGAGCAAGAUGCCGUCUCUCUCGCUCGAGCCGGCGUCCGAGUCUUUCGCCAACAUGCUGCUCGCCUCGCAAGAGCGCGCUGCCUCGUGCAUCGCUGACGCCGUCGCAUACGCGCAGAAGCGGUGGGACGAGAAGCACGUCGAGCCGCCAUUCGAAGUUGGAGACGAGGUGCUUGUCUCGACCAAGCACUUCCAGUUCAAGGGCGAGCGCAAGCUCAUCCCGCCCUACGUCGGGCCGUUUGCCGUGCUCGAAAAGGUCGGACCAAACGCCAUCCGCGUCGCCUUGACGGGAGAAUACGCGAGGAAGCACCCAGUCUUCCCCGUCUCUCUCUGCAAGCCUUACCACCGCACCGAAGCCGAACGCUUCCCCGGCCGCCGCGAACCCGCUCCUCCGCAACCCGACCUCGUCGACGGCGUCCCGCAGUGGGUCGUGGAGAAGGUGCUCGACCAGCGCGCCGUGAAGCCAAGGCGAGGGCAGAAGGACAAGACGAGGAAGAAGGAGUUCCUCGUCAAGUGGGAAGGGUACCCGGAGAAGUACAACCGUUGGGUACUCGAGGACGACCUCCAGAACGCGAAAGAAGCCUUGCAGGACUACUUCGAGUCUCGCAGGCUGUCGAAGCGUAAGGAGGAUGUCGAAGAGGAGGAAAGGCCGAAACAAGCGACCUUCGCAAACGGCGAAGUCCCUCUCGAGGCGACGCCGCACAUGUACACGCGUUCGCGUGCACAGAAGUCGCCUUGA
Molecule: messenger RNA, 4974 nt
Organism: Rhodotorula toruloides NP11
Lineage: Eukaryota; Fungi; Basidiomycota; Microbotryomycetes; Sporidiobolales; Sporidiobolaceae
Product: retrotransposon polyprotein
Exons: 2
Coding region: 1-4974 (1657 amino acids)
Biological process (GO): DNA integration
Molecular function (GO): nucleic acid binding
Source: RefSeq, a predicted model, not a curated record